AACCGGAGGGGGUGGGAAUUCUGCCCAGCACCCCAUGUCUUUGCAGGUGAGGAGGGAGCAGGAGAGGCAAGCCCAGAUUCCGGAUUGCCUUCGAAGUCACUGUCCCGGCCAUGCCCGCCCCGCUGCUCCCGCUCCUGCUUCGAAUGCUGCUGUCCCGCCUGCUGCUGCCCGCCGCCCGCCUGGCCCGCCAGCACCUCCUGCCCCUGCUGCGUCGAUUGGCCCGCCGCCUGGGCUCCCAGGACUUGCGUGAGGCUUUGCUGAGCUGCCUGUUGUUCAUCCUCAGCCAGAGACACCAGCCAGACACCGGAGAGGCCUCCAGAGUGGCCCGCCCUGAGAGGAGGGAGAGGUUAGCCCCCCAAAAAUGAGGCCACGAGUCCUGCUAGCAGCAGGGACGAACUGCUUUCUUGUGGAGUACGACGGUCCUGGCACCAUCACUGACCGAGGCCUGCCCAGUGGGCAUUAGCCGGGGUUCGGGACUGAGCAUGAGACGCCUCUGAACAAGCCUGCCUCCCGGCCCCAGCAGCAAUGACUGGCACCAGGCCCCCCAUCUAGCAGAAAACUGGUCUUCACCUCCUCCCUGCACCCCUCAGGGCCUCUCCUCAUCACCGGGGGCCUCCGCAGGGCAAGGAGCAGCUCUCCCCACCUCCUUACCCCAGACAAGCGGGGGCAUGUCCGGGGAGGGACACCGCUUAACCAGGGACAACUGACCAUUUAGUGGAGAGGCAAGAUUUUAACCCAGAUUGUCUUCCCGGCUGAGGAUUUACCUUAAGAGCAUGAAACCUUGA
This is a messenger RNA of Myotis myotis, 785 nucleotides long. RefSeq names its product myomixer, myoblast fusion factor (gene MYMX). Lineage: Eukaryota; Metazoa; Chordata; Mammalia; Chiroptera; Vespertilionidae. Gene Ontology annotation, biological process: skeletal muscle organ development; myoblast fusion. The record is from RefSeq and is a predicted model, not a curated record. The coding region runs from base 111 to 365 and encodes 84 amino acids. Gene Ontology annotation, cellular component: plasma membrane; Golgi membrane; endoplasmic reticulum membrane. The transcript has a single exon.